AUGGUUAAAGAUGAGAAAACGGGGACUUGCUAUCGUGCCGAUCACUUGCUCAAGGACUUCUGCAGUGAAAAGCUUCAAAAAGACCUUUCCAUAACUGCCAAGGAGGCUGUAGAAAUGAAGCGCAUACUUGCUAUUUUGGAUGAUCUUUCAGCUGAAGAGCUCGGUGCCAAACGUAAGGAGUAUCGCAUUAUAGCUCCAGACACUAAGAAUCCACUUUCUGAUCCAUAUCCAUUCAAUCUUAUGUUCAUGCGGCCAGAUACUGCACAGGGCAUAUUUGUUAAUUUUGACCAAACUCAGUACUUCGUUUUGCCUUCAUUGAGUUCACUAAUGAAGUUUUAUCUGAUUAACAGGUAUGGCAAAGAAGUAUGUGACGCGGUUGUGGCGAAAUGUCUCACCGGUAGGCCUAAGACGGUGGAGAAGGCCCAGGCCAUCUUUAUGCUUUGGAUUGAAUUGGAGGCUGUAGAGCCUUUCUUGGAUGCAAUGGAGAAGGCGAUAAAAGCCAAAGUUGCUAAAGCUGUUGUUUCCGCAAUUGAUGUCAUGUUUCAAGCCUUAAGUGAGUUUGGAGCAAAAGUUGUGCCUCCAAAGAGGAUAUUAAAGAUGUUGCCUGAGCUAUUUGACUAUCAAGAUCAAAAUGUUCGUGCAUCUUCUAAAGGACUUACUCUUGAGCUUUGUCGAUGGAUUGGAAAGGACCCUGUAAAAUCAAUAUUAUUUGAGAAAAUGAGGGAUACAAUGAAAAAAGAAUUGGAAGCCGAGCUGGUGAAUGUAAUAGGGGCAGCUAGGCCAUGUCGUAGAAUAAGGUCUGAGCAAGACAAGGAGCCAGAAAAGGAGGUUGUAUCUGAAGUUGUGGGUGCUGGCCCAUCUGAGGAAUCUACAUCUGAUGCUCCUCAGGAAAUAGAUGAGUAUGAGCUCGUUGAUCCUGUUGAUAUAUUGGCUCCUUUGGAGAAGUCUGGAAUUUGGGAUGGAGUGAAAGCAAUCAAGUGGUCAGAACGGAAAGAGGCUGUUGCAGAGCUAACCAAGAUUGCUUCAACAAAAAGAAUAGCACCCGGUGAUUUCUCAGAAAUCUGUCGGACACUAAAAAAGCUCAUAACAGAUGUUAAUAUCGCUGUAGAAGUCGAGGCAAUUCAAGCUAUUGGCAAUCUUGCUCAGGGUUUAAGAACUAAUUUCUAUGCAAGUUCACGCUUCCUAUUGCCAGUUUUGUUGGUAUGUUCAUUUUUUGCUAGCUAAAAAAAUAAUAUUAUAUCAACUUAAAAUGCAAACAGACUGUUUGAAUGUAACCAAGUUGUUCAAGUGUUCAUUUACUUUUUUCCAGUUACUUACAACUGAGCAUGGUGGUAUUUUUUUUUUUUUGGAUUUUGAAUUGUACAUUCAUUUUUCUUAUUAAUAAAAGUGCACUUAGUCAUACGAGUAGAUUCUUUUUUAGAAGUUCAAAUGAUGUUGAUCGUAGAUUUGAUUUGUAUAUAAAGUGAUUUUUUUAUUCAAUUUUACUUUUAAUAUAUAUUUUGAUCUGGUUUAUCUCAGAUUUUUCUUAGAAAUAAUUUAAUAAAGAUUGAAGAGGGGAUAUUGGUUUAAUGCAUUUAUCUAACACCUUUGAUUUAUCUCUCUCUCUCUCUCUUAUUUUUUUUUAUAAAGAAAAAAUUGAAAGAGAAAAAACCUGCCUCUACUGAGGCACUAAAUCAAAGUCUUCAGGCAAUGCAUACAGCUGGGUGCUUAAGUCUAGCUGACAUUGUGGAA
This is a messenger RNA of Humulus lupulus (European hop), 1731 nucleotides long. Its product is annotated as protein MOR1-like. The transcript is spliced from 11 exons. Gene Ontology annotation, cellular component: spindle pole; microtubule plus-end; kinetochore. Gene Ontology annotation, molecular function: microtubule plus-end binding; microtubule plus end polymerase activity. The coding region runs from base 1 to 1224 and encodes 407 amino acids. NCBI's taxonomy places the organism in Eukaryota, Viridiplantae, Streptophyta, Magnoliopsida, Rosales, Cannabaceae. Gene Ontology annotation, biological process: establishment or maintenance of microtubule cytoskeleton polarity; microtubule polymerization; mitotic spindle organization. The record is from RefSeq and is a predicted model, not a curated record.